GCUGUCCGGCAAGCUGGGCUCGACCGAAGCUAGCGGGGUGCCAGUCCUGGCCAUGAAGCUGGUGAAUGGGGGAGGAGGAGGAGGAGGAGGAGGAGGAGGAGGAGGAGGAGGAGGAGGAGGAGGGGGAGGCGGAGGAGGAGGAGGAGGAGGAGGAGAAAGAGGAGAGAAGAACGCCUUUUCUUUCAAGAAGUGUUCCGCCUUCCAGUUUGUCAAGAGAAAGGUGCGGAGGUGGAUGCGUAACCCCAAGGUGAGCGUGGAGAAGGGGGGCGGCCAGGGGAAGGGCCUCCGCUGCCCCUGCGCCCGGUGCCCGCUGGCCCACGACAACACGUGGCACACGCACUUCCCCUCGCCGUACGGCGGCUGCUGCCACUACGCCGGCCUGCAGGGGGGCUCCUCCCCCCCCCGCCAGGACCUGCCCUCCCCCUGCCGGCACGCCGACGCGCUCGGCGGACACGACCACGGGCACGAGAAGAGCAAGCCCUGCAAGGUCAGGAAGUGGAAGAUGCUCAAUCGUCACCAUGGCGACACCGGUAAGCAGAAAGGGGUGGAGUCAGAAGGCCACAUCGAGGGCUGUCAGUCCUGGGGGAUCCGGGCUGCACCGCUCCUGGCUAGCCCAGUUAUGCUGGAGUGCUGCGUGUGCAGCGGACCCUACAUUAGCUACACCAUGGAGGAGGCCUGGCAACCCCGCCAGCGCACACAGGCAAUGGACCUGUACUAUCAUACUGAACCAGAUCCAGACAGCUACUGUUGCCCUAGCGACACCACGUUUAUGAAACAAAGAAGAAUGGGCCUGAACGACUUCAUCCAGCGGCUUGCCUCAAACUCUUACGCCUGCAAGCACCCUGAGGUCCAGUCCAUCCUGAACUUGACCCCCCCUCAGGAUGCCGAGUUGAUGAAUGCAAACCCCUCUCCUCCUCCCAGCCCAUCCCAGCAGAUCAACCUGGGUCCGUCCUCCAACCCCACCGCCAAGCCCAGCGACUUCCACUUCCUGAAGGUUCUGGGCAAGGGCAGCUUCGGCAAGGUGCUGCUGGCACGCCACCGCACCGACGACCAGUUCUUCGCCGUGAAGGUUCUACAGAAGAAAGCCAUCCUCAAGAAGAAAGAGGAGAAACACAUUAUGUCAGAGAGGAAUGUCCUGCUGAAGAAUGUGAAACACCCGUUCCUGGUGGGCCUGCACUAUUCCUUCCAGACGGCGGAUAAACUCUACUUCGUACUGGACUACAUCAACGGAGGAGAGUUGUUCUACCACCUGCAGAGAGAACGCUGCUUCCUGGAACCCCGGGCCCGGUUCUACGCUGCGGAGAUCGCCAGCGCGCUGGGCUACCUCCACUCCCUCAACAUCGUGUACCGCGACCUGAAGCCCGAGAACAUCCUGCUGGACUCCCAGGGACACAUCAUCCUCACCGACUUCGGCCUGUGCAAGGAGAACAUAGAACCCAACGGUACCACGUCCACGUUCUGCGGCACGCCAGAGUACCUGGCUCCAGAGGUGCUCCACAAGGAGCCGUACGAUCGCACCGUGGACUGGUGGUGUUUAGGAGCCGUGCUCUACGAGAUGCUCUACGGCCUGCCUCCGUUCUACAGUCGUAACACGGCGGAGAUGUACGACAACAUCCUGAACAAGCCCCUGCAGCUCAAGCCCAACAUCUCCAACGCUGCGAGACACCUCCUGGAGGGCCUGCUGCAGAAGGAUCGCACCAAGAGGCUGGGCUGCUCCGACGACUUUGCAGAGAUCAAGGUCCACAUGUUCUUCUCCCCCAUCAACUGGGACGACCUCACCGCCAAGAAGCUCACCCCUCCUUUCAACCCCAACGUGACGGGUCCUAACGAUCUUCGGCACUUUGACCCCGAGUUCACGGACGAGCCGGUGCCCAGCUCCAUCGGCUGUUCCCCCGACAGCACCCUCAUCACGGCCAGCAUCAAGGAGGCCGCCGAGGCCUUCCUGGGCUUCUCCUACGCCCCCUCGAUGGAUUCCUACCUAUAGGAGCUCCGACACACGCCCAGGCAGAGCCUGACUAGUAGCCCCCCGUGGCAGGACUUCUGCAGGGGGUGAGAUGAGCAUGGACCUGCAUCAACACCCCCCUCCACCACCUCCACCGGCCGCGAUGACGGACACAUGUGAACCCUGCAUCCCCCCCCCACCCCCAAACCCACCGGUGUCUGCUAGGAUCUCGUGGCUGUAGAUACCCCAUCAGAGAUGCGAUCCUCCCAGCUGGAAGAGGACAGGCUACAUGCUACUGGGCCCGUAUGUCACAUGAUCCAAGGGGCGGGAUUUGUGGGAUUAGAUGUGAGGUGAACCCUCCCAGUCUCCCUUCCUUCGAUGACACCAACUGAUUUGACAACGCACAAGGUCCUCAAACCUUCCUCCAUUGACCCCCCCCCCCCCCACACACACACACACACACACACACACACCCGUCCCUCUUUCCAGGUUCCAGACAAGGGCGUUGUUUGCACAUGGCUCAGGCAGCUGAAGAGACCCACACACCUCAAGGACCCGACUGCUCCAGGGCACCCCGCCCUCCCUCCUUCCCCCUCGCCCUGCCUCCCCUGCCCCAGGGAGGUCUUCCACCUUCAUCGUUGCACACGUCUCCUCAUCCCCCUCCCUGGGUUCUGGUGAAGGGACCCGUUUAGGCGUGAAGAGAGCUUGGUGGUGCAGCUAACCAGUUGACGGUUCAUUGGGUGUCGGUUUCUUAUCACUCGUUUCUGUCCUUUUUGUUUUGUAAAUGGGCGGAGACAUUGUCAAGCUGAAUGUUACGGGGCAGGUGGGGAGUGGAGGGGGUGGAGGGAGGGGGGGGGGUUAAUGCUGAAAAGGUGCCUUCAUUUUACUGUCCACGACUGACGUUUGUGUAUGACCGCAACAUCAUGUAGUUGCGCAAAAAAAUCACGGUUCACUCGACCACAGAUUGAUGGUUUUAGUAGCCCUGAGUCUGUCUAUGUGACCACGUAUGGGACACACCGUGCUGAACACGAAAUCUAGUUUCAUUUGUUUGCAUUGGGAGGGAUUCUGGAAACGCUGUAGGAAGCACUGCUGCUAAUGGUUUGUGGAUACACCCUGACUGAAAGAAGAGACAGGGCAGAACAAAUAUGUAUCAAAAACUGUCCCAAUUUCCUGGUGCCAACCGAGUCCCCCUCACAUCUUCCUGUCUCCUCUCGAUGACAUCAUGCCCCGCAUCUGGGACAUUCCGACAUGUCUGAACGGAACAUUCCAUUUUAAUAUUGCUGUGUAAAUGCAGAUUAACGCUAUUUAAGUUUAUUUGUAUAUUUGGAGUCUGUACUAGUUUUAAUGUAUACGGAAUACAAGACUAAAGAGAUGUUUAAAUAUAUAUAUAUAUAUAUGUAACUAUUCAUGUUAAAUGUACUGUAAAUUGUAAAAUCAGAUUUACGUGACCAUGUUUGGUUUGCAAUAAAAACAAAGUUUAAUGUUAUUUUAA
This is a messenger RNA of Osmerus eperlanus (European smelt), 3434 nucleotides long. RefSeq names its product serum/glucocorticoid regulated kinase 1 (gene sgk1). Gene Ontology annotation, cellular component: cytoplasm; nucleus. Gene Ontology annotation, molecular function: protein serine/threonine kinase activity; ATP binding. Gene Ontology annotation, biological process: protein phosphorylation. The record is from RefSeq and is a predicted model, not a curated record. NCBI's taxonomy places the organism in Eukaryota, Metazoa, Chordata, Actinopteri, Osmeriformes, Osmeridae.